Priapulus caudatus is the source of this 1011-nucleotide messenger RNA. Its product is annotated as plant intracellular Ras-group-related LRR protein 2-like. The record is from RefSeq and is a predicted model, not a curated record. Lineage: Eukaryota; Metazoa; Priapulida; Priapulimorpha; Priapulimorphida; Priapulidae. The coding region runs from base 1 to 1011 and encodes 336 amino acids. The transcript has a single exon. Gene Ontology annotation, molecular function: protein binding.
AUGGCGACCAACUCGCUGUCGAUCAACGGCACGAGUCCACACCACCAGGCGUGUGUGCCUCUUGCCUACUCGCAGCCGGCGACCAAGUCGUCGCUGAAGUUACGGGUCGAGUACGACGCGUCAUUUCGCGGUAAGAAGUUGAAGAUCAAAGGCAAAGAACUCGAGCACGUGCCGCGCGAACUCUUCUUGAUGGACGAACUCGAGAUUCUGGACCUGAGUCCCGAGCGGCCCGCCUGCCUGUUCUUUCGUCUGCCGAAACUUUCGCCGGCCAUCGGUCGUCUGCACAACCUACGCGUGCUCAUCCUCGACACGAACGAGCUGCAGACGAUACCGGCGCAGAUCAGCCAUCUUAAAAAUCUCGAGCAGCUGUUGCUUAGCAACAACUUCUUGGCGCGGCUGCCGGACGGCUUUGGCGCACUCGCGAAUCUGACGAGUUUGCACCUCGCCAACAAUCGCUUUGCCGAAUUUCCUGGCGAGAUUACAUCGCUCACGAAGCUCACCUUCCUCGACCUGUCGUCGAACCGUCUGCGACGCGUCGCCGACGAUGUCGGCCGGCUGCGCCGGCUUGAAACGCUGUUGCUGCUCUACAACGAGCUCACGGAGCUGCCAGAGAGCAUCGGCAAGCUGCGUCGGCUGCGCACACUCUGGCUCGGCUGCAACAAGCUGCAGAAGCUCCCGCGCAGCUACGCCGACCUGCGAGGGCUCUCCUGCUGUGCCGCUGGAUACGUGACGGCCAUGAUGGAUGGCAACCCACUCCCCCUUGGUCCUCCCCCGCGCGUCUACCGAGCCGGCUUCGACGCCGUGCGCGAAUGGAUGCAGCGGGGCGGGGAGGAUGCGGAGCAGACGGAGGAGGCGGGAGACUUGGAUGCCGGAACGGACGAACCGACAGAUGCGACAGAUGACCCGGACGCGGUGGGUGAUCCGGAUGGGUGCGGUGACCUCGAUGGCAAUGACGCGAGUGAUGUGGAGGACAGGGGAGAAAUGUUGAGAAGCGAUACACAUGAGUCGUAA